AUGAGAGCAUCUAGGAUCCGCAAAGACCUCCCAGCCCAAUACAACUCCAUUCAACUAUAUGCAGAUCUCUCUGCCCAAACCCUGAAAAAAAGGAAGGAGUAUAAGGAAAUAACGGAUGCCCUCCGCUCCCAUGAGGUGCCCUAUCGCUGGGGCCACCCAGUGCGUCUCCUCAUCCACAAAAAUGGAGCUAUGCACGUUAUCACCUCUCUGGCGGACGGACGAAAAGCACUGCAGAAAUGGGGCAUACAACCCCAAAACCAGGCAGGCAGCAACAACGACCCACAACCAAGUAAGCUUACAGCCGACUGGAAAAGAAUACGCAACUAAGGCCCUGCGACCCUGACGGAGGAGUACACGUUUAAACCUCGAUAGGCAGCGAAAAUGGCGUGAGAUGCCAUAAGCAACUCCCAACACCCACGAACGAAAGAAUGCGGGACUGUUACAGGAACACGAGAAAGGACUAUAGAUCACAAGCAGGUGACUAUGACAUUAUAACUCCCCACGCUGCCCUUGCAACACUGGCAGCGCCUCACACACCAACAAAACACACUUAUUAG
Molecule: messenger RNA, 557 nt
Organism: Pelobates cultripes (western spadefoot toad)
Lineage: Eukaryota; Metazoa; Chordata; Amphibia; Anura; Pelobatidae
Source: the annotation of a GenBank genome assembly